Molecule: messenger RNA, 1071 nt
Organism: Candida tropicalis MYA-3404
Lineage: Eukaryota; Fungi; Ascomycota; Pichiomycetes; Serinales; Debaryomycetaceae
Gene: RNH35
Product: ribonuclease H2 catalytic subunit
Exons: 1
Coding region: 1-1071 (356 amino acids)
Biological process (GO): DNA replication, removal of RNA primer; mismatch repair
Cellular component (GO): ribonuclease H2 complex
Molecular function (GO): RNA binding; RNA-DNA hybrid ribonuclease activity
Source: RefSeq, a predicted model, not a curated record
AUGUCAACAGUCGAUACAGUUACAACUACUUCAAGUGUAUUGAAGAGAAAAAUAGAAGAGGUAGACCCAGAAUUGGAUGAAGAGUCAGAGGAGCUAAUCUCAUCCAAUAAACGGUCCAGAGAUACAUGGGCCCCAGUUUCAGUCACUACAAUUAACGAUCCCUUCAAAUUCAUCACCUCGACCUAUAUUUCAGAAGUACCAGAAAGUAUUGUUGCCAAUGACUCUGAACCUAUUGUACUUGGUGUUGACGAAGCUGGCAGAGGGCCAGUGUUGGGUCCAAUGGUGUAUGGUGUUGCGUACGCUUUGGAGUCUUUUCUGGACGGAUUACAAAAGAAGUAUGGCUUUGCAGAUUCAAAAGUACUCACUGAAUCCAAAAGAGAAGAACUAUUUCGACUUAUUGAAGAAAGCUCAGACAAUGAAAAGGGGUUGAGCAAGGUUAUUGGCUGGGCGACGACAUCAAUGACAGCUCGAGACAUUUCUAGUGGCAUGCUACAAUCUUCCGGCAAGGGAGCCUACAACUUGAAUAGUCAGGCUCACGAUGUCACAAUUAACUUAAUUAAACAGGUUUUGAAAAAGGGUGUUAAAAUUUCAAAGAUAUUUGUCGACACAGUCGGCCCACCAGCAACGUACCAAGCUAAAUUGAAAGGUAUAUUUCCAGAUAUUGAGAUCACUGUUGCGAAGAAAGCAGAUAGUAUUUAUCCGAUAGUUAGUGCAGCUUCUGUGGUGGCUAAAGUGACAAGAGACAAAAAUAUUGCUUAUUACAAUAAUCAUCUUGAUAUUCUCAAGGGUCACAAGUUGGGUUCUGGAUACCCAAGCGACCCAAACACUAAGACAUGGCUAAAUUCAAAUGUUGAUAGCAUUUUUGGGUGGUGUUUUGGGUUUGCAAGGUUCUCAUGGGCCACAGCCAAAGACGCAUUGAUCAAUAACGGAGCUGCUACAGUCGUUUACGCUGAUGAUGUUAAAAAGGACAGUGGUUAUAAGGAUGUAUCCUCCAUGAUUGCAAAUAGAAAAGGCGAUGAAAGUCGAUUAUCCAAAAAAUACUUCAAUAGUGACAACAUAGAUUUAAUAUAG